Oppiella nova is the source of this 814-nucleotide messenger RNA. NCBI's taxonomy places the organism in Eukaryota, Metazoa, Arthropoda, Arachnida, Sarcoptiformes, Oppiidae. The record is from the annotation of a GenBank genome assembly.
AUGAUUUUGGACCACGCCAAGCUUUUCUUGCUGGGUACUUUACCUGGGUACUUUACGUAUUUGUGGUCACAAAACGCCGACCGCUACGAUCCUAAGGUGGAGACCCUGGACACACAAUUUCAGUACAUCGCUGACAGACCUGAUGUUUAUUUUCCAUUUCAAUCUGGCGAUGAGACCUGGUGUAUUAAUACGACCCAGCACCCACAACAAUAUGGUGAUUUGUCAAUAGCCAAAAAGAGCACAGUUUCGCAGUUUAUGGGACCUAAUUUCAAAAGUAAAUUUGACACUGAUUACAAGCAAGAUAUAAUUGUUGAAAAAUGCAAUCUGACCAUUGACCAAGAUAUAUAUGUGUUUUUGGCACAAAAGCGUAUUGAUCUUACGGUUGAUACUAAUGAGAAGCAACGUUAUCAGGAUCAAUUGGAUGGUCUGACUAGAGGUCGUGAAUAUGUGGAUAAAGUAUUGUAUGAAUACGUGAAUAGUAUUCAACACUUAAUGCCAAACAUCGCGACCAAUGUUAUACUUAAUACAAACCGAGAGCUCUAUAACAGAGAGUGUUAUCGAAAAAUGGUCGACACUUUCAAUGAGAAGUGUUUUAAUUUGUCAAAAAAUACAUACGCUUUACAUAAAGUCCACGUAUUCAUCAAUAUAUGCGAGACAUUGAAUGGACGGACAGAUAAUUGGGAAAAGGCUGUCAAACAACUGGACAGUCAUUGCCCUCAACAUAUCGGCCGUCAAUUUGACCGCGAAUUUGAAUUGAAAUAAAAUAUUUAUAAUUUAUAUUAAUUUUAUUAUUAUAGAAAUUAAUAUUUCAUUU